AUGAAAUUAACUCAAACUACGGGUCGAAUGAAUCAAGAACAUAGAGGAAAACUAUUUGCAAAUAAAAAUAAACUUCAAGAAAAGGUAGUUAUGGUGAAAUCAUUGGAAGAAGAGAAAGCUUUGAGGAUGGAGAGAGAGAAGGAGCAAGCAGAAGAAAGGUUAAGAAGAUCAGAAUCAAGAACUCAGUCUGAGAAUCUUGGAUCUACGUUUCAAGGUCAGAAGGAACAAGGAAUGUCAAAAGGAAUUGUACUGGACCAAGUAGACAAAGUAGAGGUUGAGGAUGGAGAUGAAGACUCACGCUCAGGUUCUGAUACUCAAGAUGUAAUACUGCUUGAACUGAAGAAGAAGGAAUGA
This is a messenger RNA of Melampsora larici-populina 98AG31, 354 nucleotides long. RefSeq lists its product as uncharacterized. Bases 1 to 354 code for a protein of 117 amino acids. The transcript has a single exon. Lineage: Eukaryota; Fungi; Basidiomycota; Pucciniomycetes; Pucciniales; Melampsoraceae. The record is from RefSeq and is a predicted model, not a curated record.